CGUUCGCGGCUAGCCUGCGUUUUGACUGAUGUGAAGAGUGGCGAGUGGCGGACGACGCAACGGCUUGCAGAGACAGCAGACGCAAACGUUAUCCUCGUCCGAGAGUUUUUGAACCGGCAGUGCAAGAAUUGCAUGACACAUGGAAGGACGAAAGGGGACCUCUCCGUGUGGGUGUGCCCGCGUUUCUCUAGAGUUCGUUUCAUCCUGGUCGUCACCUCGGAACUCUGAAACUUCAAAGUGGCAAUCACCUGUAGUGAAAUAUUGUAAUUCUUGCGCGCAUCAAGUCAUCAUCGACCCCCUCAUUACAAAUCUGCAGCAAUGGAGGCGAUGAACCUGGUUGAAGUUGUCCUCAAUCAGGGGACUGACGAAGAUAACGAGAGAAUUUGUUCUAACCCUCCCAACUCUAGUAAGACAACACCAAUCAAAGGUAUGGAUGAGUCUGUAACCAUUACAGUCACAAGAACACCUGGCCGACCUGUUAGUGUUCAAAGAAUAGGUGGGAAACCUGCAAACUUUGCCCUCAUGUCACCUGCAAGAAAUGGCAGGAAUUCUGAUGCUAUACGACUAACACCUAGAGAAGAAAUGGUAUGCACUGGCUGUCAACGUGUUUUCAAAUACAAAGCAGCAUUUAUACGCCAUGAGGCUCAGUGUGGUUUACCGAUUGCCUUACGUAUGGAAAGGGCUGCACUGAUUGAAGCUAAAAGACAGGAGAAAGCAGCUGAGAUAGAGAGGCGUAAAUUAGAUGAAAAACAUGAAAAAGAAAAACUACCUGAUUUUCGUUGUCCAACUUGUUUAAAACAAUUCAGUGAUAAUAAUUCCUUUCAAACCCACAAUUUCAAAGCUUGUGCGGCAGAAAGAGCUUCGUAUACAUUUACUUGCAGUGUAUGCAAAGCCAAGUUCAAGUACAAGAACCAUUUACGAAGGCAUGAAGAUUCCCACAACAAUGUACGGCGGUACAACUGUGAUGUUUGCACCACUGCCUUUUUGCGUCCUGACCAUUUAAAGCGACAUAUGAUGCGAAUGCAUGGUAUUGUACAACUCCCAGCCCAUAGUGCACCUGAGAAGAUUAUUGUGAACCCAAGUCCAGGACCUCAGGCAGCUCAGACUAACUCUUUCAUAAAAAAUGCUCCCAUGCAGUGUCCAAUGUGCAAUAAAAUUCUUAGUCGCAGAGAUCAUCUUUUGAGGCAUUUACGCAAUGUUCAUCAUGCUAACUUAGAUUCAAGAAGACGGGGGCAAGAAUCUGAAGCAUUUCCUGGUUCAGAUGGUCUGCCAGAAUUUGAUCUUGGUGAUUCAUAUCAAGAUGAUGAGGAGGGGAGUGAAAGUCAGAGCAUAAAGUCUCAUGAUGGAUUGCUUAUUGAUGAGUCAUUUGAGAGUGUCAAGAGAGAAAAUAAAUCCCCAAGCCCCAUGGACACUGAUCCUAAACCUGAUAAGGUGACGGUGACUUCGAAGUAUUUCAGUAAUUCACAUGACUUGGAGCCGGUGGGCCCAAUAAAGGAAAAGCCACAAAGUAAUGGUGCUCAAUUAGAAAGGGAUAUUUCUAAUUCAUCUUUGAAGAAUACCUGUCCUGGGGCUGUUGAACAAAUCCCAGAUGAAAAGACUGGCCGCAUAAGAAGUAGUGAUGGUAACCAAAAUCUUUUGCCUAAUGGGCAUGGUGUUCGGAAUUCUGAGGAUUGGAUGACUGACCUUGCAAAGUAUAAUAGCUGGUGAUAAGUUUUCAAAGAAUUUGUGUCUAUACCUAAAACAAGUCAUUACUUGAAUGCUCAAAUAGGCUUGGAUGAUCAUGGUGUAUUAUAAAGAUAAACAUAAAAUCUUUUAUGGGAGCCACAGCCUCUUGGGUCUUCUUCAGUGUCUCCUGUGGAUUGAUACACCACCAAAAUUUCAAGGUGGUAGAACCGUAACUGCCAAUCAGCCAAGACUUUAAUUAUGCUUGGUGUUUUUUCUUGUAUUUCUACUCUUAAAUCAUGUACUUAAAAUGGAGAAUCUUUGGGUGAUUCUGAUUUGAGAAUGUGUUUGUGUUACACUAGAUUGGUCAGAUUUUUUGUGUUUUGGAUGGAGUUAAAUUUCACAUGCUGGCCAAAAAUGUAAUCAUUUUUCCCAUCAAUGAUAUUGAUUCAUUCCAUUUUGCUUGUCUUAUGUGUCUGGCAUUCUGAUGUCAUUUUAACCUUAAUGUAUGUUCCUGUUCAUUACAUAGUGAGUUGUGUAGACAUUUAAUUAAUUUCCUUCCUUUUUCCUUUACUAUGUGUGAUAAGUAGUAGUCUUGUAUGUUUACUCAAUCUAUGACAAAGUACAAGUUUACCUUAGUAAAAUCCAAAUUUGGUUGUGGUCAUACACAUUUGUGUGUUCUAUUAUUAUUUUUGUUAACUGUGUAGCAUUUAGUGUGGGAAUGUAAAUAUUUGUUUAGUUGAUUCAAUUUUUCCAUGAGUUUACUGCCAACUUAAAGUUUGUUCGAUUCAAACUCAUCUGAAAGGUACAAACAUGUGUUAAUGUUAGUGGCUGCCAUCUUUUUUUUAUUUACUUUCUUUACUAGCCCUUUUGUUUCAUAGUAGUAAACCUUAUUGUGUGUGCACAUCCGCAUGUCACUUCUGAACCUUUUCUGCAGUCAUAUGUUUUUAGCACUUUGACUGCUAGAGGUCUUGUAGUAAAAUGAGAUUUUGACCACCUGCCCGGGUGGUGCCCUUGCAGUCCAUGUGUUAAUCUUUCAAAGCACUUUUCCCUGUGAUGACAUUUUUUAAAAAUAUUGUGACAAAAAGCAUUCCAUAUUCCUUCUAAAGGGUUAUGCUAUACAUAUGUAGUGAGUGUUCUUGUUGGUGAGAAUUAGUGGUUAUUCUGAAAUGUGUUCUAUCAAGAUUCAGUAUCCUAUGUAUAAUUUAUUUGAAAAGCUUGGCAUAUGUCUAUCGUUCCCUUAAUUAAUACUGAUAUCAGAGGCCUUUUUUUUUUAAAAUAGAAGUAUCCAUAUUUGUAGUAUGUGCUGUGUUAUGAUUACUUUUGUCUGCUUGACUGAUGAAUGAAGACUGGUUCCAGACUGUAUGACUUCAUUAAAUGAAAAUGGUAUACAAUUCUUACGUAUACACAGUGCAGAGACUCUUUCUUUCUUCUUGACUACUGUUUGUACAAGCAUAGUACUUCAGUUUUGCAAAGAUCACUGUAAUGUUCCUGUGUGACUCCCUCAGCAUGACCACAUCCCUGUGAAACAAAAUGCUGGAUUUGAGAGAUGGGUACAAAAAAAAACUACAAAUUAAUAUUAUAAUUAUAUGAUAUUCUUCACAUCCUGAAUAUUUUAACAAUUUAAACACUUAAUGUCUGUGAUGUGCUACUGGACAUGUGCAAUUUUUGUGUUUCUUAGUUAGCUUAGUUAUCUUGAAUAUUUUCAUUCAUUGUGAGACUUUCUUGUCAUUUUGCAUCAAUUGAUGUGUUGUUUGUUUUGUUUUUCUAUGAUUAAAUCAAAAGUGUGAGCAUUUAA
Thrips palmi is the source of this 3460-nucleotide messenger RNA. RefSeq names its product GDNF-inducible zinc finger protein 1-like. The record is from RefSeq and is a predicted model, not a curated record. Gene Ontology annotation, biological process: regulation of transcription by RNA polymerase II. Gene Ontology annotation, molecular function: DNA-binding transcription factor activity, RNA polymerase II-specific; sequence-specific DNA binding. NCBI's taxonomy places the organism in Eukaryota, Metazoa, Arthropoda, Insecta, Thysanoptera, Thripidae. Bases 319 to 1707 code for a protein of 462 amino acids. Gene Ontology annotation, cellular component: nucleus. The transcript is spliced from 9 exons.